Diachasmimorpha longicaudata is the source of this 2405-nucleotide messenger RNA. RefSeq names its product 5'-nucleotidase domain-containing protein 3 (gene Nt5c). The transcript has 8 exons. The record is from RefSeq and is a predicted model, not a curated record. Gene Ontology annotation, molecular function: 5'-nucleotidase activity. Lineage: Eukaryota; Metazoa; Arthropoda; Insecta; Hymenoptera; Braconidae. The coding region runs from base 242 to 1822 and encodes 526 amino acids.
CCCUCUCGCACGUGAUUUUCCCGACUGAAAUUCUUUCCUCCUCCUCCUCUCCUCCCCCCUGGAGGAGCAAUUCCUCAGGUUUUUCGGCUAGUCGGGCAGUGUGACCCGCGCCCUCGUCAUCACCACGUGGUAGCACGCUAAAUUGUCUAAUAAUAGUCCCCCUCCCCUCUCUCCUUCUUCCACCCCUCUGUCGCCGAAAUAAAUUAAAAACUGGUUCAGUUGUUGUUCGCAUGCUGCCGUCAUGCGUACGUCCCUCGUGCCCUUAGCCGUGAAGGCCCUUAGUCCCAAGGGACUUCAGAAUAUUAUCCUGAGGAUCUCCAAAAAUGGCGCACCAGAUUUCGCCAGGGACUACACCUCGACGAUCCAUGUCACCGGACGCCGGAUCACUCGUGAUAAAAUGCAACUUCAUUAUGAAAAAAUGAAGGAAAAAUGUCAAUCAAAAAAAUUACCUCAAGACGUAAACCCACGAGGUGUAUUCGCCUGCAACGAAUUGGACCUUAAAGAGGUACAAGUCUACGGAUUUGAUUAUGACUACACUCUAGCCUGCUAUAAACCAUCCCUGGACUAUCUUCUAUAUAAUCUCGGUCGUGAUGAACUCAUAAAGAAGUACAAGUAUCCAGAGGAAAUCGCUGGAUUGGAAUACAGAGAGGAUUUUGCCGUACGUGGUCUUCACUAUGACAUUGAAAAAGGCCUCCUGCUGAAGCUCGAUAGUUUUCUACAGAUCCAACUUGGCACUGUCUAUCGUGGACUACAUCCGGUUCCGGACGAUGAGGUUCUCAGAAUAUACAAAAACCGGAUCAUACCGAUUGCUUAUGUCGAACAACAUAAACACUCUCACGAUGGACCACAUCGACAGAAAAUGGUGCAGCUAGCCGAUCUGUUCUCUGUACCGGAGAUGGGCCUCCUCUGCAACGUUACAGAAUACUUCAUUCGUAAUGGCAUUGAUUAUCAUCCCGAGAUUCUAUUCAGGGACGUGAAGAAUUCAGUCCAAGCAUGCCACCCAAUAAUGCACCAAAUGGUGUCGAGGGACGUCAGCGAAUAUUUGGAGCCAAACAAAGACCUCAGAAAAUUCUUCGAUCGUCUGGUCUCCGCAAAAAAGAAAAUGUUCCUCGUAACAAACAGCCCGUUCCACUUUGUCGAUAAAGGCAUGAAGUUUCUUGUCGGCGAUGACUGGAGGAAUUAUUUCGACGUUGUGAUAGUACAAGCGAGAAAGCCGAGGUUCUUCACGGAUGAAACGAGGCCUCUCAGGAUAUACGACCAGACACAACAGACACUUCUGUGGGAUCGUGUUACAAAGUUAGAAAAAGGUGUCGUUUAUCUGGAAGGAACCGUUAAACAGCUGCAAGACAUGACUGGUUGGAGAGGACAUCAGGUACUUUACUUCGGUGAUCAUCCGUACAGUGACUUGGCUGAUGUGACAUUGGAGCACGGAUGGAGAACGGGAGCGAUAAUCAAGGAAUUAACACACGAGAUUGAAAAUUUGAAUGAGCCAUCCUUCAAGGAGAACGCUAAUUGGCUGCAAAUGCUCACGGCACUGAUCGAGGAUCAUCAGGAUUAUGACGGGCCCGAGGUCCAGGGGCAGCUCGACGAGUGGAUGUGCGAACGGGAUCAGAUAAGGAACGAGAUAAAACGAGUAUUCAAUCAGCAGUUCGGCUCGGUCUUCAGGACUUAUCACAAUCCAACUUAUUUCUCGAGACGACUCUUCAGGUUCGCGGACAUUUAUAUGAGCUCCAUCACAAAUCUGCUUUACUACUCGACGACACACACGUUUUAUCCGCGACGGGGCGUCAUGCCGCACGAGUACAUGAGCUACUUCAUGUGAAUUCGUUCGAUUUUUUUUCAAUCUCAUGAAACAGUAAUUUAUCCAAGAAAAUAAAUUAUUUUCACUCGGCGAUUUCAUUCAAUUUAAUUUUUUUUUUCAUUCAAUUCAUCUUUCGCGUUCGAUUGACAUGUCAGGUCUUUUUUAUUUGUCAUGAAUAAAAUGAGAGGAAUCAAGUAUUACAACGAUGUUUUAGUCAAUAGAUAAUAACUACUGUACGAUACUCAAUGUUCAAAUGUCCGAAGACAUUAGAAUUGUUCUGUAGUGACUUGAGGAGACUAAAUAAUCGCACAUUAAGAUUAUAGAUAAGCGACUAGAAAAUAUUCCUAAAAGGGAUUACACUGCUGUUGAAGUAUUAAAGAGGGGACUAAAAAAUUGUAUUUUUAUUUUUGUCCCUUCAAUGUUCAUAAAUCAAUUUCUCAAUAAUAUUGAAGUGCUGGAUAACUGAAAAAAUAUCCUGUAUUUUCUGUUCACGUAGUGUGUUCAUAAAUAACGCAGGGAAGUUAGACAAUAACAGAAUGAUCCGAAUGAAAUUAUGCGGCGACGUGAAUGAUGAAUAAAAUUAAUGAGAAUUUUCAAAACAGAA